GUUUUCCCGCUCAAGCUCAGCUCAGCCAAUCGCACGUCAGAAACAGAAAGACUGCCAAGGCUGGUAAAACUUUAAGUUUAAGUGGUCAUGCAAAGAUUCUAGAAGCAAGACCAGAGAUGUUCUAGAAGGCGAUGAUACAUGAUAUAUAUGUAUAAGGGAGAGGGCGCCAUAAAGUAGUGGGUAUCAGCGGGCUGAGUUCCCGGAAUAGUCCCCGGUAUGGCUGUCACGAGAGAUCUGCUAGCUCCUAGUGCACCGCGGAUCGCAAAGCCUUGCCAGAGACCACGCCGCUCACAGAGGAUGGCAGUUUCUGCUAGCCGGGCAGAGAUGGAGGACACCUCGAAUGCUGUCAUUGCAACAAUCCAAGACAUCCUUCUGAGGGAGAAGGAGAGUCAAAGCAUCGACACAAGCAUGCUCCAACUCCUCAGCGCGAAUCCUAGCCUAGCGGACUUCAUACUGGAAUCCCUGGUCCAGGAACCCCUCCAGACGUCCGCAUCGGUCCAGUCCACAUCUUCCACAAGCUCAACAUGUUCCGAGAAUUCAGAAUCCGACUACAGCUGCGGCUGUGAGGAGGAAAGCUCCUAUUCUAGUGUAGAUUCAGUGUCUGCGGGUGAGAAUUCGUUCACAUCGGACAGGUAUAGACGAGAUGCUUCGAAACUAGAUAGCGAGAGAGCGCUCGAGUUUCUAGAGAUAGCACGUGACCGCUUGCAACAGAGCGAGUAUGCAGCUCUUUUCGAAUCGUUUUGCAGCUUCAAUGAGAGAGAGGUUACGGAAGAGAUGGAGGGGAGGAUCUGGGCAUUGGUCAAUCUGGAUCGUGAGGUCACUCUUAGAUUUCAAACGCUUUUUCCAUCUUUACCAAGAAUGUAGACAUUGCUUACGUACAUAAUUGUUGACAGGUGACUAUAGAUAGCUCGCACAAAGAUGCCAAAUGUCAAUAGAUAAGUGAGACAAAUAGAAUAAGCAGUACAAUCCAUUUGAUAUGAAAGAUGGUGCCAUGCUUAGGCACAUUGAUGUUGCACUAGCUAGGAGCUUGACAAUUGGAUGUAAGCAAUGUUGGUGGUUGUUAAUCAACAGACAAGAUUGAGCAACAAUCGAAAAUGAUUGAAAAUAGUGUAGCAAUGAAAGAAACUAGUGAUAUCAGACACGUAAGACAAGUUACCCCUGCCAACGUGCUCAGCUCCUAAAGUUUCAAAGUAUUGGUGGCUUACGAAGUUUCAAGUUGGAUGUUCAAGUUGCACGUACUCGACUUCGCUACAGCUCCUUCUACACUCCAC
Messenger RNA from Klebsormidium nitens, 1271 nucleotides. The record is from the annotation of a GenBank genome assembly. Lineage: Eukaryota; Viridiplantae; Streptophyta; Klebsormidiophyceae; Klebsormidiales; Klebsormidiaceae.